Zophobas morio is the source of this 3369-nucleotide messenger RNA. RefSeq lists its product as uncharacterized. Bases 207 to 3212 code for a protein of 1001 amino acids. The transcript is spliced from 6 exons. Lineage: Eukaryota; Metazoa; Arthropoda; Insecta; Coleoptera; Tenebrionidae. The record is from RefSeq and is a predicted model, not a curated record.
UAAACGAACCACGUCCAACAUCCGACAAACAAGAAACAGUCACGUUUCAACCUUCCAGUGUGCGUUACCGAGUGAUAUCAACGUGCGAUGAGACGCGAAACCCGUGCUUGUGUGAACCAGUGACUCGGUGAUUCACCCAUUUUUACCAUAAGGAGUAAUGGGAAUAAACAGUUCAAGGGAUCGCCGGUCCAGUUGACACUCCCACCAUGAUAAUAAUGGACAGCGUCGUCAUCCCCCGCCCUCCCGCCUUGCCCCCCAUGCCCCUGGUCCCUCCCAUCGGCGCCCCCCUGGCCGCCAAGCCCAAAAACCCCAGCAUCCACAGCCGCAGCAGCACCAACUCCCAAGGCUUCAGGCUAAUGGAGGACCAAGGCGACACCGGAAGCGUCUACUCCAUCUACAAGCAAAAAAUAGACUCCAUGUUCGAAAGCGACUCCAGUUCCAACACCAAGAACAGCGUGCAAGCACGCAUAGAGAAGAUGUUCACGGACGUGGCCAAGGACACCGGAGUGGCCCUCUCUGACGGGAGCGUCCACUCUUUUUCCGUGGACUAUCUGGGUUCCGUCGGUCUGACCGAAAAAGUGACCAGCUUGGCGGGGUUGCAGACCCCCCUCAAGGACUUGUACUUCGCCUACAAGAAGACCACUAAGGCGAAGAAAGCUCUGACGGGAAGGCUGGAGAUCUCGAGUCAUGGGUUGAAGGUGCAGUACCAAGGGGAGAAGGGUGAUCUGGAGCAGCUGAAUUCCUUUCCGACUAUUGCGGUUUGGUCGGCUGUGAAAUUUGUGAUACAGGAGAGUCAGAAGGUGAAGACGUAUGCGUUUUUGCCGCUGAUUACGGAUCCUGAUAAUAUUGACAAGAAGGCGUUGUUUAGGGAGUUGAGUGAUAACGAAAGGAAGUAUAUUACCAAGGAGGCGCAUUCACCAUUGUUUGCGGUUGUGAUGAGGAAGAUUGGGAUUCAGAAGCAACUGGAAUGUCACGGAUUCGUGUGUCAAACGUCAGAAGACGCAAUUGUGAUAGCAGCAACAUUGUACAAAUCCCUAAUGGCACACAUGAAAUCGAAAGAAAAAAAACCCAAAAGUAGGAACGGAAUCACGUGCAUGUCAGCCGCAUCAAGCACCUUUAACGAAAAAUCGAGCAUCACACCAGUACGACCACCAAGGAAGAAACGAAGUACCGCCAGUUCCAUCACCAGUGAAAACGAAGCUUUGGAUACUUGCGAGACGCAGCCCCUCCUCCAGAAGAACCCCAAGAAGAGCACAAAAUCCCGGCGUGCCCCGAAAACCCCCGAAGACUUCGACGCCAUCUUGCCCUACGAAGAGCCCGUCAAACUCGAGCCCAAACCCGACGAACCGCCCCAAAUCAAGCCGAAAACCUUCUCCGACAAAAUCAACACCUUCAUGAGCCGGGAGCAGAGGCAAAUCACCGCCGAAAUCAAGCAGGUGAUGAGCGAGGGGACCAACAAGGGUCUGAAGCAUGUGCCAAACGCGAGGAAAGUCGAGGAGGAGAACACGUUGAGGACGAAGGAGAAUUCGGGAGACAUUCUGACGAAAGUGACGAUACCGAGAUCGGGCAGUUUUCUCAACGCCGGUGGCUUGACGCGCUACAAGUCCAAGGUUUCAAGAGCCAACGGCCAAGCAACCGGAGGUUCCCCCCUCGGCUUCAACGAACUCUUCAACGAAUUCCGCCUCCAAGAAGGCCUCCACUCCAUGGACGAGAUCCUCGGCGUCAUCAUCGACCCCGAAGGCAUGUCCUUCAACGACCUCAAACCCAUCUACAAGGAAUUCCUCCUCAAGCUUUCCGUCACCCUCACGAAAGACGAGCUCUACCAGCGCUCCAAGAUGAUAAUGCGCCGUCAAAAAAAGAAACUCCUCCGACGCACCAGCACCCUCCAGGCCAAACCCUCCCCCCACAUCCUAGUUGGAAACAAAUUCAAACGCCUCAAGCACAUCUUCCAGAAAAACUUGAAACUCAAACUGAGUAAACCGAAGACUUCUCCGGUGGAAGCUCUUCAGGUACCCGAGUCCAAGUUGCCUGAAAGUAGUAUUUCGACGUCGUCGUACGAUACUCGGCAGUUUUCGCCGAAGGACGAGCAGCCGAAGAAGGCUUCGUAUAGGAAGAAGUCGUCCGAAGUGAGUAGAAGGGAUAGGAUGAGUACUUCGGAAGAGAGCGAUUUCUUCAGUUUGAGAAGAAAGGCGAAAAGUGUGAACAUGGGGAAUAGCAAUCACCAGAACAGGAAUUCGUCGAGUGGAUACGUUUCCUGCUCUGAAUGUUCGUACGACAGCGAUACUUGUACUUGUAUCUCAGCAGAUAAGUGUUAUUGUUCUUUAGGCAACAAGCAUAUUCCUAAGAAAACACACUGUGAAUGCCAUUUGGAUAGUAAUGUCACGUAUUGUGGAUGUGAUACCGACAGUUGUACAGAAAGCAAUAAGUGCUACUGUCAGAAUAUUUCUAGAGCUGCUAACGUCCAAGAACUGAGACGACGGAGUUUCGUCGAACAGAACAAACACAAGAAGUUGUGUCGGAAGUUGUCCAACUCACGCAGCACCAAAAGCCUGGAGUAUAUGCAAGGACCACUAGAUGGCUACUACGAAAAAAUCGGUUCCAAAGGCAACAGCAGAAGAAAAAAGAACAUUAGUUCGCGCAGAGACUAUGAACUUCUCGGUCUCCCAGUCAAAAACGCCUCUUAUGCAGCCAUUAUGGCCGAAGGAAUGCAAAAACAAGCGUCUCUACGCUCCUACGGUUCUUCAAGAUACAGCGAUCGAAGUGGACGAACUCUCCAAUCAACGGCUAUCUCCGGGGCCACCACGGAAGCCCUCUCCGUAAAAAAAUCAGCAGAAAUCGCAGCCCUCUUCACCGACAUCAAACUGAGCCAAACCACCGACAUCGCUCACAUCACUCCCCGCAACUACGACAUGGAGACCAUUAUAUCGUCCAGAAACGCGUACAACAGACUAAAAACGCAAAAUGCGGCGAAUCGCGUCGACAUCAAAGCGGUCGGCCACUACAGCCAGAAAAUGAUCCAGAACGGCCUCUAUUCCCGGAACAACUCGAAAGCCAACAUGUACAGUGCCAGAAAUGGACUCUACACUAUCCAGAGCCAAUCCGACGAAUCCAGGAGGUCGAGUUUGAGCGAGGAGAAACGGGACUACUUCGACUUGGAGAAGAAGAAGAACGUUAGCAGUAACCUGGAGAACUCGCUGGGUUAUUUACCUUGAAACUUGUAUUAUAGGGAAGCGAUACUUGCCAUUUUAUGCUGUCUUGGGAGCUGUCGGGUGGUUGCAGAAGCGGGGUUAAACGUUUUUAAUUUUAAGUGCAAUAUGGAUAUGUGCAAUAUUGUUAUUUAUGUGCAAUAAUUUAAAUAAAGAUUUUAUU